Molecule: messenger RNA, 1509 nt
Organism: Penicillium bovifimosum
Lineage: Eukaryota; Fungi; Ascomycota; Eurotiomycetes; Eurotiales; Aspergillaceae
Exons: 5
Coding region: 1-1509 (502 amino acids)
Biological process (GO): amino acid transmembrane transport
Cellular component (GO): fungal-type vacuole membrane
Molecular function (GO): L-arginine transmembrane transporter activity; L-histidine transmembrane transporter activity; L-glutamate transmembrane transporter activity
Source: RefSeq, a predicted model, not a curated record
AUGGAGGAGGCCGCGCUUGGGUCUGGCCUGUCUGGCGGAUCCCAGAAUGCGCCGCGGAGGCGUGCAGGCCGUGGAAGACCUGGGGAUAUCGUGGGUGAGGCCAGCUGGGCCAGCAGUGUGAUCAACCUCGUCAACACCAUCAUCGGUGCCGGAGUGCUUGCCAUGCCUCUAGCCAUCUCCCACAUGGGCAUUGUCCUUGGCGUCUGCGUGAUACUUUGGUCUGCAGUCACCGCAGGAUUCGGUCUCUACCUGCAAUCAUUAUGCGCACAAUAUCUCGAUCGAGGAAGCGCCUCCUUCUUUGCCCUGUCGCAAUUAACGUACCCCAACGCAGCCGUGGUCUUUGACGCCGCGAUUGCGAUCAAAUGUUUCGGCGUCGGCGUCAGCUAUCUCAUCAUCAUUGGAGAUCUUAUGCCAGGUGUGGUGCAGGGCUUUGUCGGCAGUGAGCCAGGGUAUGCUUUUCUGGUCGAGCGUCACUUUUGGGUUACAGCUUUCAUGUUGAUCGUGAUUCCCCUUUCCUACUUGCGCCGACUGGACUCUCUGAAGUACACAAGUAUCGCGGCCUUGGUGUCCAUGGCCUAUCUGGUCAUCUUGGUCGUGUAUCACUUUGUCCUAGGAGACACAAAGGAGGAUCGUGGCCCGAUUCGCGUGGGCCAUUGGGCUGGCGCAAUUCCAACUCUCAGCAGCCUGCCAGUCAUCGUCUUUGCGUUUACUUGCCAUCAAAACAUGUUCUCCAUCCUCAAUGAAAUCGCCAACAACAGCCAUUUCCGCACGACCGCCGUUGUCUUCGCCAGCGCCGGCAGUGCAGCCGCAACCUACAUUCUCGUCGCCAUCACCGGCUACUUAUCCUUCGGAAACAGCGUGGGCGGAAACAUCGUCGGCAUGUACCCACCCGGCGUCUACGCAACAAUCGGACGUGCCGCAAUCGUCAUGCUCGUAGUCUUCUCAUACCCACUCCAAUGCCACCCGUGUCGGGCAUCAGUCGACGCAGUGCUCAAAUGGCGUCCCAGACCACAACAAGUCCACCGCACCGAGGGCUCUCCCCACCGACACCCGCUCCUGGGCCCACGCAGAAACCGCCUGCCCGAGCCAAUGAGCGAUCUCCGCUUCUCCAUCAUCACAACCACCAUCUUGAUUCUGAGCUACAUAGUCGCCAUGACGGUGUCUUCGCUGGAAGCCGUGCUAGCGUACGUCGGUAGCACCGGCAGCACAAGCAUCAGCUUCAUCCUCCCAGGCUUGUUCUACUACAAGAUUUCCUCGCCUGACUCACCCACCCACCGUGGGUUACUGAAAGAGGACGACGAGGUGGACGAUGAUCUCUCGGAAGACGACGGGGAUGAAGGCGAGGGCUCCCUCGCGCGCUCUUUGACUGAGAGCGGCCUUUUGCUCCGUGGGAAACGCCACUGGCGCAAGGCCCUGCUUCGCCGCCUCAGUCUGGGACUGGCCAUUUAUGGCUUCCUUGUUAUGAUCGUGUGUCUGAUUACGAACACUUUCUUUAUAGCCUCGCAUUAA